AGCAGUGCUGCAGUGGGCAAGGAGAAGGCUGAAGUGGAGGCAGCCAAGGGGGCAGUGGAGGGCCAGGCGGGACGUCUUAGCCAGGAGGCCGAGAAGCUGAGAAAGCGGGCACAGGAGCUGGAGAACGAAGUGGCCAAACUCAACCGCAUCAUCGAUGAUGCCAAGCUACAGGAGAGCAAGCUGGGGGACAGAGUCGGCCGGCUUGAGAGAGAGAAGAGGCAGCUGGAAGAGUCUUUGGAAGAAAUCAAGGAGCAGGAGGAGGAGAUGUCACGUGCCAACCGUGCUCUGACCACGCGGUUAGAGGAUGUACAGAGGAACUUGACCAAGCUGAACCAUGACCACAGAGAGCUGGAGGAGAGGCUGAAGGAGGAGAGGAGUCAAAAAGAACAGUUCAAGAACACUAAGAAUGAGAUAGAGGACGAGAGGAGUCUGCUGGACCGCACAGUGGAGAAGCUACAGAGGGAGAUGAGUGAGAUCGUGGAGGCCUCUCAGUCGUCCACCCAGGAGCUGCAGGAGCAGAUAAAUGUGUACAAGGAGAAGAACCGUCGGGAGAUGGCUGAGCUUCAGAGACAGCUGAGGGAACGGGGUGUGGAGCUGGACAAGUCCUGUCUGGCUGCUAAGUCCCUGCAGGAGGAGCUGAGCCACGUGGAAGAAGAUCUGAGGCAGAGUAAGAGGGAAAGGGAUGAUGCGGUCCUCAAGGAGAAGGUCCUGGAUCAGAAAGUCUACCACCUGGAGGUGGAGGCAGAGACCAAAGCCCACUCCAAGGAUGACAAAAUCCGACAGGUCAAACUCAUGGAGGACAGGAUCAAUCAGCUGGAGCUGGAUCUGGAUGAGGAAAAGCAAAGUGGAGACCUGCUGAUUGUCAGGAUAGACCGAGGAAGAGAACAGGUAGAGCAGAUGAGGAAUGAACUCCUGCAGGAGAGGGCUGGCAGACAGGACCUGGAGUGUGACAAGAUGACUCUGGAGAGACAGAACAAGGACCUGAAGAGCAGAAUAGCCCAUCUGGAGGGCUCCCAGAAGUCUAACAAGGAGGGCCUGGUUAGCCAGCUGGAGAGCCGGAUCCAGGAGCUGGAGGAGAGGCUGGAGGGAGAGGAGCGGGACCGUGCCAACCUGCAGCUGGUGAACCGGAGGCUGGAGAGGAAGGUGAAGGAGAUGAUGAUGCAAGUUGAUGAAGAGCACCACUCACUGCAGGAUCAGAAGGACCAGCUGAACCUGCGUCUGAAGGCCCUGAAGAGGCAGAUGGACGAGGCGGAGGAGGAGAUUGACCGGCUGGAACACGGCAAGAAGAAGCUGCAGAGAGACCUGGAUGAACAGCAGGAGGCCAACGAGCAGCUCCAGAGCCAGCUCAAAUCUCUGCGUAGCGAGAUGAGGCGUAAGACUAACUCUGCUCCUCUGGACGACGAUGACGAGGAUGACAUCAGCACGGACGGAGAGACCUACUUCCGCUCUUCAUCUGGCUAUAAACGCUCCUCUAGCCAAGACAACAUCAUAUCAACAUUCUCUUUGUGAACCAACACAAUGAAGAGAAUGUUACUAAAACUACAGAAGGACCAAGUGGACUGACUCCUAUUCAGAGAGACCACUUUCAGGUCACAAUGUGCUUUUGGAAAACUGGUCAAAUAGCAUAGUGAUGUGUGUUUGCUCUUCCUUUCACAGUACAUAGAUUGACAGGGAAUGGUUAGAUAAUAGUUAUUGAUUCAUUACAAUGUAUUGUAAAUGAUUGAUUAUAAUUUAGCAAUAGUUGAAUUAUCAGCACAAUUUCUAAGUUCGAAGUUAAUCAUUGCACGUGUCUUCUUACAUCUUAUGAAUGAUCCAGCAAUGAGAUGUAAAGGGAAUCCAAUUAUUCACUGUGUAAUGCACUGUAAAGGACAGCAUUCUGUAACCUCUUAUGUCUUUUUGAAAUGUAUUAAUCCCUCACUAGAUUUUAUAUCCUUCAUCAAAUAUGUCAAGCCGCUUAUCAAGUCUGAUAGAAACAAAUGUAAUUUGAAACAUUCAUUUUUGUAUUGUGCAUUAGAAUAUCAAUUCAAUUUUGUAAUGAAGUCAGGCAGAGUGUAAGGUCUUAAAUUGAUUUGAGUGAAAUAUUUGCUAUUUAUUUACUGUUGAAUAUAUGAAGAAAUGGCUGAUUGAAGGGCAAUAUGUUUUUAGGGACAUUUGUAUGAGGGAUUCCUCUUUAUACAGAUGCUUUUUUGUAUCUUAAAAAAAAAACCUGAAUAAGGAAUAGUAAUCCAUCCAUAAUGUUAGCGUGGUCUACAGAAAACAUCUCGGUUUUAUCACUUCUGUUUUCAGGUUUAUGACUCCUGACUUAUUCCAGUAUUCAACCCUGCCAUUAUUAAAAUAAGAUACAGUAGAACUUUUAUAAAGACUGGUUAGAUCACCGUUCUCAAAUCAAGGUUCUACUGUGUAUUUUUAGUUGGGCUUUUCUACUAACUACGGGGACUGCUCUGUUACUCCUGAGAUUAUUGUUUAAAUCGUCAAUUGUCCAUUUUUUUUUGCAUUAUAGUAAUUAACACAUUCCUUACUUUUGCUUAAAAGUGAUUCAUCUCUGUAUUUCAUAGAAAUAUGACUUUUACCAGAAACAUGUUACAAUGUGAGAAGAAGCUAUUUAUGUUUAUGGUAUAUCCUCCAAGAACUAAACAGUGUUAAUAUUGGACAUACGAGUCAAUCUACUGUAAAAUGAACUAUCUUUUUUGUUGUUGAGUACCUGUGUUUGUAUUUGCUAUGUGGAUCUGUGGGGAGCAUAUUAAUAUGCUAUAUGACCAUACAGUCAGUACAUGUUAUAAGCAUCUGUUGUGCCUAUAUAUUAUCUGUUGGAGGGGACUGUCCUCUGUUAUGCAAGUUUAUAUGAUGAGGGACUUUCUACAGGUGAGCUGUAUUGACAAUCGAUCUGUUUAGCUACACUGUGAUGAUUUGCACUGUCUGAGGGAUUAUUUCUGAAGGCGUCCAAGGCUGUUGCCAUAUGGAAUGAAGAAGAGGCCUUUGGCUGUGUGCCUCCUCCGGGCGUUUUGGAGUGGGGGGGUUGAGAAGAAAUACUGCCGCUACCUCUCUGUAUGUACACAUCUGUACUUUGCUGAGACUAAAAACCCUGCUAAAAUGAAAUAAAGUUAUCCUUAGUUAAUCUCA
Molecule: messenger RNA, 3120 nt
Organism: Oncorhynchus tshawytscha (Chinook salmon)
Lineage: Eukaryota; Metazoa; Chordata; Actinopteri; Salmoniformes; Salmonidae
Product: cingulin-like protein 1
Cellular component (GO): myosin complex
Source: RefSeq, a predicted model, not a curated record